CCUUAAACCCUCAAACCUGUCAAACGGCCCAACUGAACCCAAUCAAAUUCAAGUCUUCAAGUGCAGUGUCGACUGCCUCUCUCUUUUCCCUUCGAGAAAAAAGCAUGGAAAUAGAAGCAGUGUUUCCUCGCUACAAAAAUUUUCAUGUUCCCUGUCAUGACCUGGAAAUUCUAUGUUUGAUUCUUCUCUGACGGCCAAAAAUGCCGAUUAUUCCAUAACUAAGAAACUUAAAACAAUGUUCAGGUGCUUUCCACCCAACGCUUCUUCCCUACUUUCUCAUCUCCACCACCCACUCAAAUCCUUCCACUCGUCCUCUCCUCUCUAUUGGAAACUCCGGGACGAAUACAAACUCACCCGACCCGAACUCCUCUCCCGGAUCACCCGGCUUCUCGUCCUAGGCCGUUACAACGCCCUCAAUGACCUCUCCUACGACUUCUCUGAUGAACUCCUCGAUUCCGUUCUCGAAACCCUCAGACUAAACCCCAACGCUUCCUUAUAUUUCUUCAAAUUAGCUUCGAAGCAACAAAAAUUCCGACCAAACGUCACGUCGUAUUGCAAAAUUGUCCAUAUCUUGUCUCGAGCUCGCAUGUACGAUGAAACCAGAGCUUAUUUAUCGGAAUUGAUCGGUUUAUGUAAGAACAAUUCCUCUUCCUUUUUAAUUUGGAAUGAACUCGUUAGGGUUUAUAAGGAUUUUAAAUUUUCGCCCUUGGUUUUCGAUAUGUUGUUGAAAAUUUAUGCUGAAAGAGGAUUGAUUAAGAAUGCUUUGAAUGUGUUUGAUAAUAUGGGAAAGUACGGUCGUGUCCCUAGUUUAAGAUCAUGUAAUUGUUUGUUGAGUAAUUUGGUUAAGAAUGGGGAAAGCUAUACGGCUUUGCUUGUUUAUGAGCAGAUGAUUAGGAUUGGGAUUGUGCCAGAUGUUUUUACGUCUUCCAUUAUUGUUAAUGCGUAUUGUAAGGAAGGGAGAGUGGAGAGAGCGGUGGAGUUUGUGAAAGAAAUGGAGAAUUUGGGUUUCCAGUUGAAUGUGGUUAGUUAUAAUAGCUUGAUUGAUGGGUUUGUUAGCUUGGGAGAUAUGGAGGGAGUGAAAAAGGUGUUGAAGUUGAUGUUUGAGAAGGGGAUUUCGAGGAAUGUGGUUACCUAUACGAUGUUGAUCAAGGGUUAUUGUAAAAAAUGUGAGAUGGAGGAAGCAGAGAAGGUGUUAAAACAGAUGGAAGAGGAGUUGGUGGUUGUGGAUGAAUAUGCUUAUGGUGUGCUGUUGGAUGGUUAUUGUCAAGUUGGUAAAAUGGAUGAUGCUAUAAGGAUUCAAAAAGAGAUGUUGAAAAUGGGACUGAAGAUGAAUUUGUUUGUUUGCAAUUCAUUGAUCAAUGGGUAUUGUAAAGUUGGUAAAACUCAUGAAGCAGAGAGAGUGUUGAUGUGUAUGGGUGAUUGGAACAUAAAGCCGGAUUCAUUUAGUUAUAAUACUCUUGUAGAUGGGUAUUGUAGGGCAGGCCUUAUGAGUGAAGCUUUCAAGCUUUGUGAUCAGAUGUUUGGAGAAGGAAUUGAACCAAGUGUUGUAACUUACAAUACCCUUCUCAAUGGUUUAUGUCGUGCAGGUGCCUUUAAUGAUGCUUUGCACCUUUGGCAUAUGAUGCUGAAAAAAGGAUUGAUCCCUGAUGAGGUUGGUUGUUGUACUCUGCUUGAGGUGUUUUUCAAGAUGGGAGAUGUUGAAAGUGCUUUAGAACUUUGGAAAAGUAUUUUAGCAAGGGGCUUUUCCAAAAACAGGAUUGUUUUUAAUACAAUGAUUAAUGGACUGUGUAAGAUUGGGAAAAUGGAUGAAGCAGAAGAGAUAUUUGACAAAAUGAAGGAACUAGGAUGCUUACCCAAUGGUAUAACAUAUAGAAUCCUGAGUGAUGGGUAUUGUAAAAUUGGAGAAAUUGCAGAAGCUUUUAAACUUAAAGAUAAGAUGGAAAAGGAAGCAAUUGUUCCUACAAUUGAAAUGUAUAAUUCUCUUCUUAGUGGAGUUUUCAAGUCUAGAAAACUAAGUAAAGUAGGGGAUCUUCUUACUGAAAUGUGUACCAGGGGACUGGCCCCUAAUCUUGUAACUUAUGGGGCUCUAAUUACCGGUUGGUGUGAUGUAGGAAACUUGAAUAAAGCUUUUAGUGUAUACUUUGAAAUGACUGAGAAAGGGUUUGCGCCCAACAUAAUUAUUUGCAGCAAAGUAGUCAGUUGCCUGUACAGGCUUGGCAGGAUUGAUGAAGCAAAUAUGCUAUUGCAGAAGAUGGUAGUUACUGAUCCUCUGUUAGCUCACAUGGGUUUGGAUAGCUUGAAGACUGAUGUUAGUUGCCUAAACAUUCAGAAAAUUGCAAAUACUCUUGAUGAAAAUGCCAAAAGAUUUUCUCUACCGAACAAUGUGGUGUAUAAUAUAGCUCUUACAGGAUUGUGCAAGUCUGGGAAGAUUGAUGAUGCGAGAAGAUUUUUUUCAGCUUUGCUACAACGAGGAUUCAAUCCAGACAAUUUUACGUAUACCACUUUGAUUCAUGGUUAUUCAGCCUCUGGUAAUGUCAAUGAAGCAUUCAGGUUACGGGAUGAGAUGCUGAAAGUGGGUCUUAAGCCUAAUAUUGUUACUUAUAAUGCUCUAAUCAAUGGCCUGUGUAAAUCAGGAAAUCUAGAUCGAGCACGCAGGCUUUUCAAUAAGCUUCCAUUGAAGGGGUUAGCUCCUAAUGCUGUUACCUAUUAUACAUUGAUUGACGGAUAUCUUAAAGUUGGUAAAACUUGUGAAGCCUCUAGUUUGGCCAAGAAAAUGAUAGAUGAAGGGGUUUCCACUUCUAUAGCCACCAACUCUGCACUGGUCAGCAGCCUUUGUGAGCAAGGAGAUCAAGGAAAAGCUAUGAAACUUUUGGCUGCUCGGGAUGAUGUUAAAUGUGGAGAUAUGAAGAAGAUCACCAAGCUUCCUGACAUGAUGCAUAUUUUGUAUCCGUCCCUUGACGUCAUCACACAGAAGCAAAUGGACUUGAUAGUAUCAGACCACUCGAGUGUCAUAUCUGAAGCUGUGUGUUGAUGGAUGCUCACAACUAAGGCGUUUCUGGCGUCCUUUUAUUGCGGGAAUAAUUUUAAAGAUUGGCCAUCCUUGUUUUUCUUCUUUAGCAUUGAAACUCAAG
Molecule: messenger RNA, 3131 nt
Organism: Durio zibethinus
Lineage: Eukaryota; Viridiplantae; Streptophyta; Magnoliopsida; Malvales; Malvaceae
Molecular function (GO): protein binding; mRNA binding
Source: RefSeq, a predicted model, not a curated record